AUGAGGAAUGCCAAUUUGUACGGGAGAUAUGACUGCGCAGCCAGGGCAUGGAUGUUGAUGUUGGUUGGAUGUACCAUUCUGGAUGACAAGAGUUACACACGUGUGGAUGCCAAAUGGCUAGUUAGGUUUAGUGAUUUGUCUACAUGCCAUACAUUUUUCUGGGCCAGUGUUGCAUUGGUUUGUUUAUACGAUAACUUGAACGAUGCAUCCAUGUUUUCUACAAGGGCCCUUGCAGGGUAUGCGACACUUCUUCAGGGUUGGAUUCACGAGUAUUUUCCUACCCUUGGUAGGCGGGCUGCGUCGGGACUUAAUUGUGAUGAUCCUAGCUUUCCUCGAGGUAUGCGGUGGAUGUAUAAGCAGGGGAAGACCAAGCUUCCCGAGUAUCGACCUAUUUUGGAUGCACUGACCCCUGAUGACGUGAUAUGGCGUCCGUUUGAGAUUCAUACAGGUAGCAUUCCUUUUGAUCUGAUUACUCUGUAUAGUGGUUAUCUGCGUGGGUGCACGUAUAUACCACCACCACCUCUAGCUCCUGCCUAUGCUGCUAUUGAUAGCGACUGGAUUGGUUAUCACGCGUCCGUUGAUCGGAUCCUUCAGUCGACACGUCCAGUGACAUAUGCUUAUGAGACUGCACCUGAUUACUUGUCCUGGUACUAUAGGGCAUCACAUCCUAGAAUGUGUCGCCCUGUUGAUGGACCACAUGGAGCACCACCAGUUCCACAAUAUGCACCUGCACCAGAUGCACCAGUACACGAUGCACCAGCAGAAGAUGCACCCAUUGUGUACUUUAUUUAG
Trifolium pratense (red clover) is the source of this 792-nucleotide messenger RNA. RefSeq names its product protein MAIN-LIKE 1-like. Bases 1 to 792 code for a protein of 263 amino acids. The record is from RefSeq and is a predicted model, not a curated record. Lineage: Eukaryota; Viridiplantae; Streptophyta; Magnoliopsida; Fabales; Fabaceae. The transcript has 4 exons.